CAAGCUCAGCUGAAGGAAUCCAAAUCAUCCUUGCUAAAUUUGAAACUACUUUCGGAUCUACAAAGAGAAUGGCGAAACAAGACGAGGUGAAGCUGAUCGGCGUCUGGGCGAGCGCCUACGUGACGAGGGCAAUGAUUGCUCUCAAUCUGAAGGGGGUCGAAUACGAGUACCUCGCAGAUGAUUUGUUUAACAAAAGCGAGCUUCUUCUCAAGUCCAAUCCGGUCUACAAGACGGUCCCCGUUCUCAUCCAUGGAGAUAAGCCCGUCUGCGAGUCCCUUAUUAUUGUGGAGUACAUCGACCAAGUUUGGGCUUCUUCCGGCCCUUCCAUCCUCCCCGCCGAUCCCUACGAUCGCGCCAUCGCUCGCUUCUGGGCUGCCUAUGUUGACAGCAAGAUAGCUCCUCAUAAUCGAGUGUUGGUCCGGAGUAACGAAGAGGAGAGCAUAGCAGAAGCGAAGGAGCAACUGUUAGCCGCACUGCUGCAGUUAGAAGAGGCUUUUGUUAAGUGCAGUAAGGGGAAGAGCUUCUUCGGCGGGGAUACCAUCAACUUGGUCGACAUUACCCUCGGUUCCUUCCUUAGUUGGCUGCAAGCUUUCGAAAUUAUAACGGGAACAAAUUUUCUGGAUGAGACGAAGACUCCACGAUUGGUUGAGUGGGCGGAAUGCUUCCGUUCCGUCGACGCCGCCAAGGAGGCGCUGCCGGAACCUGAAAAGCUUGUGGAGUUCAGGAAAUUUGCUCAGGCCGCUCGUCGUGUUACUGUGGCUGACGCUGCCGCCAAAUGAUGAUUUGCAUUUGAUGGUUGGAUAAUUGAAAGCAAGAUUUCUGUGGUAUUUAUUUGAGUGUAGUAGGAGUGAGUCUCAUGUUGAUUGGAAUGCGAAGGCGUGACCGUGUUGGGAGGAAAGCAAUAAGACAACAAAAGAUCGUUGAUCGACUGUCUUAUUUUUUCAUCGUUUUUUUUAUAUGAAAUGGGUGUUAUUUGA
Messenger RNA from Dendrobium catenatum, 977 nucleotides. RefSeq names its product glutathione S-transferase U17. The record is from RefSeq and is a predicted model, not a curated record. Bases 69 to 779 code for a protein of 236 amino acids. Gene Ontology annotation, biological process: glutathione metabolic process. The transcript has 2 exons. NCBI's taxonomy places the organism in Eukaryota, Viridiplantae, Streptophyta, Magnoliopsida, Asparagales, Orchidaceae. Gene Ontology annotation, cellular component: cytoplasm. Gene Ontology annotation, molecular function: glutathione transferase activity.